This is a messenger RNA of Pararge aegeria (speckled wood butterfly), 4206 nucleotides long. RefSeq lists its product as uncharacterized. The transcript has 20 exons. Lineage: Eukaryota; Metazoa; Arthropoda; Insecta; Lepidoptera; Nymphalidae. Gene Ontology annotation, molecular function: sequence-specific DNA binding; DNA-binding transcription factor activity, RNA polymerase II-specific. The record is from RefSeq and is a predicted model, not a curated record. The coding region runs from base 173 to 3724 and encodes 1183 amino acids. Gene Ontology annotation, biological process: regulation of transcription by RNA polymerase II. Gene Ontology annotation, cellular component: nucleus.
UUGGGAUUGGUGGUGAAUCUGUGCUUUAGAUUUUGUUUUUCGUAGGCGUCGUUUUCAGAUUUGUGGAAAGUUAAUAAAUAACAAUAAAUACCCUGGACUUUUUAUACUUACUGCAGAAUUAUCACUACGCAUGGAUAUUCCCAUGUGGAAAUCUGAGUAUUUUUAGAUUACAAUGAAGUUGAAAAAAGUGAAAACUGACAUAGAGGAGGCAGCACCACCCGCUCCUCAGGCAGAAAUAAUAGAGGCAGAUUUAUACAAGCGCUCAUACUUUGGUCCUGACGUCCCAACCCUCGAGCUAGAAUGCUGGGAAGAGGAACUGUCAGAAGCGCAACUACAAGCAUACAAGCAUGCAGGUGAUGAGUACAACAACAUACAGAACAAACUGGAUGUUAUGGUAAAAGAUACCGGGGGACAAGUUGUUUAUAAUGGGAACCAGUUUACAGCCUAUCAGCUUCUUGGCAAGCAACCAGUGCUCAAAGAUUUGGAAAGACAAAGUGCAGAUAUCAUCAGAUCACGAUCACGCUCUCUUUCUGUAGUCAAGGAAGUUAAAGAAAAUACAAGAAGCAAAAGAGGAGGUCGUCCAAAGAGAUACAACGAGAAUGUUCGCGACUUGUCACCAUCACCUGAAAGGAUUAAGACUCCUGAGCCUCGCCACAAGAAGAAGAAGAAAGAUAAAGAAAAGAAGAAAGAGGAGAAAAUGAAAAAAGAAGACGAACCUAAGAAAAACGCGGACACCAAGACUAAGGACAAAACUUUGGCACCUUCUAAUGUGCACAGCGUAGUUACCAACGUGCGCCCCUCGGAAGCGACGGCCGUGGGUGGUUUGCUGACCGGUAGCGCCACCAAGGCCACGGCAAUAGUCGACCUCACCAGAGAGGAUCAAAGCAAUAAGAAUAUUGCAGAUUCGCGCGAAGUGUCCUUUAAUAAAUUACAAGGCAAAACAUUCCCAUCACUAGUGGUAGUUGCGCGUCCCUACCUGCGAUCGAAGGAGGCCCCUCCGCCGUCCGACCGCGCGGCUCUAGACGGCAAGGUGAAGUCGGUGCUCAUACACACUCCCAUGAAGUUCACGGAGUGGCUCAUACAGCAAGGCCUCGUGCGCUCGGAGCAGUGGUGCGCCAUACACGCCGGGAACAAGCUUAAACUGGGCAUGUACUCCGACGUAUCGAAGUUCCCAUACUCGGGCGGCUACGUAUGGAUAUCCGAAUGCUGUCCAACUCGUUUCGUAUCCGUUUUCUCCAGUUCAAUAUUCGAAGGCGCCACUUUCCCGCCCAGCGUCAUCCUAAAACUUGUAUACCACUGGGCGUGCCAAACUAACGUGCAGAACGUUGUGCAAUGGGUCAAAGUUGACAAUCUGUAUGUGAAGGGUCUUUUUACGUGGUUAAGAGCCGUUUGCACGUCCGCCAUACACAAUCAUAUGGGACUGUUGGGAGGUUCGGGGAAGAAGAUCGAGGUUGGGGUUAUCUCGCUGGGCACUACGAGCCAUGAUGGCACGCAGAGGCAAGUUAAAGUUGAGGUGUUGGGCGUUUUGGACCCUGUUGAGAAAGUGAUUCGUCUCCGCGCUGUUGAACCGUUAGCGGAAUACGAGAAGAACUAUAAGAAGCGUUUCCAGAAGAUUCUCGAGCCCCUCACCGGUUGGGUCCAUCCUUCGUCAGUUAUUCUCACCGAUUUGACCGUCGACAAAGGCACGCUGAUUUCCAUGGGUUUCAAGACCGUCCAUCAGUCGUCGUCGCAUUCGGACCAGCCAGCGAAGCACAGCAAUGCUAAUAUAAUGGAGUACUUAAGAAGGAUUGUGCCUAGAAUGUUCCAGAAUACACUGUCGCUUCUCUCGAGGCAGAUUAUACAGCAGUUUUUGGAUGAACUUGUAUGGAGAGAAAAAUUCGGCAUAUCCCCCGGGCAAGCAUUCGACAACAUAGUGUCCCAUAUCGCGGAACAAACCAAAUUGGACGCGAAGGAUCCCAUUACUAUCCGCCUUAACAAGAUCGCCUCCAACCCGUUCAAGAGCUGGAAGUUUCCGAGUAAGAAAAGUAGCAAGACCGAAGAAGCACCGGAGCCGGAAGUUCGCGGUAAGCGCAGUAGAAAGAAGAAGGACCCUUCGCCGGCCCCGCCGCCGCCCCCCAAGAAGAGAAAGAAGGAGAAGACUACUUACCUGGACGAAGAUGACGAUGAAGAGGUACCUCUUGCACUGCGUCGUACAAAAAUAAAGCAAGAGAAAACAAAAGUGGAGAAGGAUCCGGAGCCGCCGGCGGCGCCGCGCGGGCGACGAAAGAUCGUGCGCUCGUACGUCGAUGACGACCUCGACGACAUUCCGCUCAAGAACAUCAAGAAGGAGAUCAAACCGGAGGAGACCGUGUCGCUGGAGAGGUUCUACUACGGACAGACGAAAGAAAAUGAUGAGGACAAUGUUGCCAUUGCCGUUUUGUGCCCCAUCUGCGACGUGGAGUUCAACGAAAGCCUACUCCUCAUGGAGCAUAUCUUUAAACACCUGGUGCCGCCGCCAGCGGGCGCCACCGAGGAUGCUCCUCAGUGCCGCUACUGCCUCGUGCGAUUCGCCACCGAGGCGGAGCUGACUACCCACUUAAACGGAACCCACCCUAUCGGCACCAAGGCACCAGAUCUGUUCACGUACGCGUGUCUCAUUUGCGAGGUGCGUUUCGCGGCAGUGCUGACCUUGGCGUCGCACAUGCAGAAAACGCACGCGCCGCGCGAGCUGCCGUACGCGUGCGGCGCCUGCGCGUACCGCAGUUCCGCACACCGCGCCACGCUGGACCACCAGCGCGCGUGCCACCGCCGCGCCACCGCACUCAGCUGUCCGCACUGCUUCAAGGUGAUCCCGAUCUACGAAGAUGGUGAUGAGCUAACAUCCAACGUUCUGCUGUACGUGGAUCAUCUCAAACAACACCAAGACAAGGAGCUUGAGGUCAAAUGCAACCGUUGUGUCCUGAAGUUUGUACAUCUUGGACAACUCAAAGAGCACCAGAUUCGCGAUCACAACAGCGUGGAAGACGCUAUUCCUUUGUGCUCCGAAGAACAUCUGAUUAACCAGCCUAAGAAUAAGGCUCGCCCACCAGUGAAGGACUCCGCAAAUCACAACAUCAGUGAGACGUACGAAGGGCUGACACUAGUGCUGCCCAGCGGCGCCCUCUGCCGCGAGUGCGACACGCCCCUCGAUGGCGACAAACAUUUCCUGGGCCGCACAGCCUGCAGUAAGUGUUGCUUCGCCACGUCGUGCUACCGCGGCAUGCUGCGUCAUAGCGGCUACUGCGCGGGCCCGCACUCCCUUGAGACGGCGGCGCGGCGGGCGCACACCCGCCUCUACUGCGUGUGCGGAUACGCCACAGACAUCGGUACGGACAUGCUGUCUCACUUGCUCGUGACGGGGCACUCGAGCGCCUACUCGUCUGAAGAGGACGCGCGCACAAACACCGUGGGAGUCGAGCCCUUCGCCAACAAGACCCCAGAUGAAAACGUUGAACCUGUUGUGGAGAGUUUGCCGGCAGCCAUAGCUGAUUAUGCGCCCCCCUCGGUUAUUAACACGAAUUUGUCACUGGAUGACCUCGCGCCUCCUUCGGUGCUACAAUCCGAUCAGCAUGAUCAGGAGCUGCUAAAGGACACAUACGACCGCCCGCUGGCUACACCCCGGCAUGAAGAACCACACUACACCUUGGGAGACUUCGAACCACUCCCACAAGAGCCACCCCCGCAGCCGGACUUUGAACAACUCUGAUUCAAACUAGGAUAAGCUGUUUUGUCAGGUAGUUCUCAAGUGACUGUAAAUUUACAACUUUGAUUACAACAGGCAUAGGCCAAGGAAUAUAAAAAAUAUAUAAUUAGAUUUUGCUUAGUGAGAGUAACCUGUUUACAACUAUGUUAAAUAUUGUUAAGUUUCUGUAUGACAAAGCUUAGACCAUAGGAAUGUAUGAAAUUGCUUCCAAUUCCAUUCUGAUUUACUUAAAAGAACAUUGUUUAUAUGUGAAGACCAAGCUUUUUAUUAGGUGUAAUACAUAAUUGGGUCCCAAAACAGAUUCAUGACAAGCAAUCUUAAUUUUACUAUAGCAACAGUCAGCACUUAUUUAUGAUGAUUUCAGUUAUAUGUAUUUAAUUGGUUUCUCUUUGGGGAUGGGUACAGCAUUAUUUUAUUUUUUUGAUAAUAAAAGGUUUUUUCUUAUCAAUAUUGAAUUGUAUGUGAAGUAAAAAAAGAAAGUAAUU